AUGUCCGCCGUGCAGCUGCUGCGGGUGUCGGUACAUGAGCGGAUCCGCGCGGCCGCUGAACACUUCCUGCUGCGGCUGGAGAAAGGAGAAGAACCGGCUCGAGUCCCGGCGCUGAGAGCGAUGCUCACCGAGCGGCUAACGGCGGAGAUCGUCGCUGUGUUUGAGGAAACCGUGGCGGAGUACGAGGACCGAGUGGAGCGGUCCGAGCGGGAGGUCUGCCGCCAGAGGAGGCUGCUCGAUGCCGUGAUGAAGCCCGAAGUCCGGCUGCACAGAGCAGAGCUGCUGCCGUCAGUGAACCUGAAGCCUCCAGACCUCCGGGCUCCAGACCCUGCAGACCUGAACCAGCCUCAGCCUGAUCUCGUGGACAGUGAUGUGUCCUGCUCGUCCUCGCCGUCCCCUCGCUCGUCCUCGCCCGCCUACAAGCCGCCCGAGUCUCCGAGCAGCUCCGUCCUCCCCAGCGACGCUGACCCAGACAGCGACUGGGACCAGCGGCACCAGGCUCUCAGAUCCCAGAGUAAGAAAAAAAGAGGCAGACCGCCGCUUGGCGCCAAAAACAAGCGCAAGCGGUCGACUCCGUCCCAGUCCUUCAACUGUCUGGUGUGUGGACGGGCUCUUCUGGGGAAAGGCUACCUGCUCAAACACGUGUUGCAGGUCUGCUUCAAAGACAGACAACACCGCUGCGGCUACUGUGGCGAGCGUUUGGCCUCGGCCAGCGCGCUGAAGUCUCACCUGCAGACCCACCAGGACACGUGCAGGACCUGCCCCUACUGUAGCAGGAGCUUCCAGUCCAUCCUGGCUCAGGAGCUGCAUGUGCGCCUCCACACCGGAGAGAAGCCGUUCAGCUGCAACGCCUGUGGCAAGAUGUUCAGCCAGAAGGGAAACCUGACGUCCCACCUGCGCGUCCACGCAGCAGAGAAACCUUUCCAGUGUCCAGAGUGUGGCCGGGCCUUCUGUCACCUGACCUCUCUGGACCGACACAUGCAGCAGCACAAGGACCAGGUGGUGCACAGCUGCAGCGUCUGCGCUCAGGAGUUCAGGAAGCCACUCGGCCUGCGACGACACAUGAUGACUCAUCAUAAAGACGCCGCCCACAAACCAAAGAGAUUCCGCAGCUCUGCUCCCUCCUACAUCUGUAAAGUGUGCGGGGACACCUUUGGCAGGAAGUCCUUCUUAGUGAAACAUGCGGAGACUCACCUGCAGGAGCCAGACGGCUGCUGUGGCCUCUGUGGGCAGCAGUACGAGUCCGCGGCCCGCCUGGCCGAGCACUUCAACUCCCACCGCGACGCCAGCAACACCUGCGACAUCUGCGGGAAGUGCUUCACGGCUCACGCGGCGCUGCUGAUGCACAUGAGGAUUCACACCGGAGAGAAACCGUUUCCCUGCCACUUGUGCAGGAAGUCCUUCAAUCAGAGCGGCAACCUGAAGAUGCACCUGAAGAUCCACACCGGAGAGCGGGCGUUCUCCUGCAGCAUCUGUGGGAAGGGCUUCACCCAGAAACAGACCCUGGACACUCACGUCCGCUUCCACAACAAGGAGAGACGCUUCCUGUGUCAGGUCUGUGGGAAGGGCUUCAUGCAGGACGUGGACCUGAAGAGACACCUGCUGGUCCACACCGGAGAGAAGCCGUACACCUGCAGGGUCUGUGGGAAGAGCUUCCAGGCCAAACGCUCCCUCAACGGACACCUCAAAGUCCACACAGCAGGGGGCGCUGAGACCGGGCCGGACCAGGACCAGGAGCCGGACCAGGACUCAGAGCAGCAGGGGAUGACCAGCUUCUACUCAGGACUCCUCCAGCUGUAGAGUCCAGACUCCACUCAGGUCUUCACAGCUCUGCUCCCUUCUGUGACGCGUUUGACCCGAGAGACGAACCGGCUGUUAAUCCACCGCAGGACGGACGUCCUCCCCGGGGACAUGUUACCACACAUGGACCAGAAGGGGUUUGUGUCCCUGACACAGUGUUUGCAGUAUUUCCUUCAGUUCUCAGAUACAUGGGGACGUGGUCAGUGUCUGUGGGGACGGACAUGUGAUUUUCUUCUCAGAGGACAGACGUCUGUCCUCAGAUCAAAGUGCAGGACACCGCCCUGGUUCUUCUUCUGUCUGGACUCGACACAGAACCACGUGUUCUGGAGAACUCGUCUGGAUCCACGACAUCGACCAUGAGGAACAGGAGUGUGAAGCCCACGACUUCAAAUGUGUAAAAAAUCAUAAACUGAGUCUAGGAUUGUCUCUGGUUCCAGAUACUACAUUACCCACAAUCCUCAGCUGCUUCUGGACAGAAGUCGUAAACCUGUUGCCGUGGUAACAGAGUUUAAUGGUUGUUAUUCUUGUUUUAAUUGGUUUCUGUGAUAUUACUUUUUUUUUACCUUUUUGAUUAAAACUGAAUUUUUAUUCUCUUUUGGUUUUUUAUUUAAAUUUAUUUCCCGUUACACAAAUUUAAUCCUGCUUUUAUCGAAGUAUAAAGUUUUUACCAUAAAUAAUAAAACAACAGUGACACAAGUCACAGUGACGAAGUGUCAGGAUCGUUCAGAACAAAGAUAAAGUUUUAAUUAAAGAGAAACAGUUAUAAUAUAAGAAAGAAGCAAAAGGUUUGUUCUGUUCAUUGAAUCCUUCACAGAGGAAAAAGAACCUGAACGACUGAUGACCCACUAAUGACCACGACUGGAAACGUUCAGGUUCGAUUCCCACUCGGUCAAACUAAAGGUUGAACCUGGUGACCGGAUGUGCAGUUGUCCUCCUGUCCACCAGGGGUCAGCGCGGAGCCGGUGACCCGGAACAGCUCCGGUUGUUUUCCUUCCUGU
Pleuronectes platessa (European plaice) is the source of this 2798-nucleotide messenger RNA. Its product is annotated as gastrula zinc finger protein XlCGF57.1. The transcript is spliced from 3 exons. Gene Ontology annotation, biological process: regulation of transcription by RNA polymerase II. The record is from RefSeq and is a predicted model, not a curated record. Bases 1 to 1800 code for a protein of 599 amino acids. Gene Ontology annotation, molecular function: RNA polymerase II cis-regulatory region sequence-specific DNA binding; DNA-binding transcription factor activity. NCBI's taxonomy places the organism in Eukaryota, Metazoa, Chordata, Actinopteri, Pleuronectiformes, Pleuronectidae.